Molecule: messenger RNA, 6420 nt
Organism: Rhagoletis zephyria (snowberry fruit fly)
Lineage: Eukaryota; Metazoa; Arthropoda; Insecta; Diptera; Tephritidae
Gene: grh
Product: grainy head
Biological process (GO): regulation of transcription by RNA polymerase II
Cellular component (GO): nucleus
Molecular function (GO): RNA polymerase II cis-regulatory region sequence-specific DNA binding; DNA-binding transcription activator activity, RNA polymerase II-specific
Source: RefSeq, a predicted model, not a curated record
UUUGGGCACCAACCGCACCACCACUCCACUCCAACACACUCCACAUCACAGCACACAAAAUAAUAGUCGAGUUCGAGACGAAAUUUUUUGUUUUAGCCAAGAAAAAGGUGCAGAAGAAUUUUUGUUUAAAUAAAAAUAUAUAUGUACAAAACUUAAAUAAUUUUGUGCAAAAUACGCCACGCGUUUGAGCGCCGCUGCUGUGCGCGUCCUACAAGUGAAAAAUACCAAAAAAAAAAAAGAUUACUAUUUGCCAGCAGCGAAAAAAAUAAAACAAACGAAAUAAAAUGAAAAUAAAAUACCUGCGUUAAUAUGUGCAUAAAAUACCUACAUAAAUUUGCUGCUGUGCGAAAAUUAUUUGCACAAAGUGUUAAAAACAAGCUGUGUACUGUGAUUUAAAGAAAAAAUGUAUAAUUAAAAUAAAGCAUUCGCAAUCGAUUUGAUAGCCGAUAGCCCAUUGCAGAAGGCGCGCGUGGCUGCCACACAUUCGAAAGAAAAAUACAAGAAGAAAAAAUAACAAAAUUUAUAUGCACAUACAUACGUCUAAAUAGUAAUGUAUCCGUGUACAACGUUUUGCUCGCUAUUGUUGUCGUUGUUGUUAUUGUGCGCGGCAGUGCAAAUUCGCUAGCAACGGAAUGCCAACAGUGGUUUGUGUAAAAGACGCGCGGCGCGCGCUUCUCGUCUCUGUCAAUUUCAACAUCGUUGUGUUGGUGCUGUUGCAGUGAUCAGUGCACUGUCGAUGCAAAAGUUUCGACAAAAAAACUAGACCCACUUGGAAAAAAAAUGUAAAUAAAAUGUUGUCAACAAAUUUGAAAGUAAACCAACUGCUUGCAUCAAAAAGUCGAAAAGUUGAACGUAUUGAGAGCUUACCAAUAGGCGCACAAUACUAAAAGUGAGCAAAGUAAAUGCAAACAAUCGCGCUUCAAAGUGACAAAAUACUACACCGAAAAAAAAUUGUUAAAAAAAAAUAAUCAGCCGGAUGAGAUUUUAAAUUAAAUCAAAUCACAUCAGUGAAUUUAAGUGCCAAUACUACUAAAUAGAAAUUAAAUUUAUUCGUAAAUGUUAAAAUACAACUCACGCACGUAUGCCUACAUAUACAUUCACCCAUACAUACAUAAAUACAUACAUAUGUACCGACGCAGGUCCAUAUGCAAGUGCUGUAAAAUCGCAUUGAAAGCAAAAGUGCAUAAAAAAUAUUAAUAUUUCCUUAUGAUUUUGUCAUGAAUCAGUACACUCCAGAUAUAUCAACUUAUAAACAUCAAGCUAGACAAGCGAUCGCGACAGCAACAAUAACAAAAGCAAAGAACAUCCAGAGCAAUCGAGUAAUCGAUAUCGACGAAAUAACCAAUAUAUGUACAGCCUGAGUUUGACGCGACGAAAUGUGUUUAUUGGCAACCGUUUCCACAACUGCUGACCAACGAUAGCACCAUCAACAACAAGAGUAACAGGAACUGUAACUGAAACGGCAACAAAAAAAACAAAACGACUUCGAUGUCAACCACAUUUAUGUGUCCAGCCACAGCUGUCUGUAACAAGUCGAUUGCAGGUAAAGGCGUAUUAUGCUGUAGCAUCAUUUUCUGCUAACAAAUUAUACACCAAUCCGUUCUUAUUGCCGCAAUUGCCCACAACAGCUGCCGCUAAUGCGCUCUAAAUAAAGCGAAAUACCAUAAGUGCCAUACACAAACAAAGAAAAGCCGUUAAAACGUAACGCAAAGUAACGCAACGCAACGAAUUCCGUCCACAUAUACUGAGAUUCUUAGUGCCGUUUACAAAAGUAAAAAUAAAAUCAAAAAAGUUUUAAACAACAAGCAACGCAUAUAACUUUAAGAAAUUAGUAAUUAAGGAUAUAGGACAUAGUCAAGAAAAGAGCUUCCAAAAGUUAAACGAAAAAGACAAAAAUUAUUAGCAGUAAGUUUAAAGUAGCACUAAAUACAAGAAGUAAAGGGGAAAACAUAUUAACUUAGAAAGCCAUAGAACGUAAAAAAGGAUCAGCGAAGCGUAGCUUAGCAGCAUUGAAAUCAUUUGAAGGCUUAAACGUACAUGAAAGCUCUUACCAACGACGUGGCACACGUGAAAGCUUGUCAUUGCGCUCGAAAGCUCUUGCAACGUUCAAAACGAGUAUAAAAAGCUGCGCGAAAGCUUCGCUCAAAACCACAUCUAUACCACUACGCGUGCUUCAAACUGGAGCUUAAGCAUAAGAAGCAUAAGAUGUCCGCAUCGCCCGCCACCACUAGUGUCAUCACCUCAAACGAACUUGCCAUACAACAGCAGCAACAACAGCAACAGCUCCAACAACAACAGCAGCAACAGCAGCAACAGCAGCAGCAGCUUCAUCAACAGCAGCAUCUACAGCAACAGCAACAGCAGCAACAUCAACAGCAACAGCAACAGCAACAACAACAACAACAACAACAGCUACAAACGCACAAUUCCCCAACACGCGUCUCACUCGCGUCUGGUGCUGUAUCUGUCACUAACGUUGUAACCACCACCUCUUCAGCUGCAGCUGCUGCCGCUGCCGCUGGCGCCAACGGUUUGUCCCUCAUGCAUCGCUCACCGGAUAGUCCACAGCCCGAGUUGGCCACCAUGACGAACGUAAACGUACUCGAUCUGCACACAGACUCCUCAAAACUCUACGACAAGGAUGCAGUUUUCAUCUACGAAAGUCCGAAGGUGGUGUUGCCCACAGUGGGCUCAGGUGGUGCGACGGUGACCAGUGAUGAGCAUGUGAUUGAUGCGCGCAUGGUUGCCCAAUUGAAUGAACAGCAAGCAGCUGUUGCCGCUGCCGCUGCAGCGGCCGCCGCCACAGAAAAUCAGCCCUUGGCCAAGAUCGAAUUCGAUGAGAAUCAGAUAAUACGCGUAGUUGGACCGAAUGGCGAGCAACAACAAAUUAUUUCACGUGAGAUUAUCAACGGUGAACAUCACAUACUGUCACGCAAUGAGGCUGGCGAACACAUACUGACACGCAUCGUUAGCGAUCCGACAAAAUUGAUGCCUAGCGAUAAUGCUGUCGCUGCAGCGAUGUUCAAUCAGGCACAGAAAAUGGCCAAUGACCAUGGAGUCUAUCAGACUUCACCAUUGGAUGCAUCAAUGUUGCAACAUUAUGAGCCGGAUAGUGUUGUCAAGGCGGAGGUGGAUAUAUACGAUGACCCGAAGAAGCCGCCGGGUAGCGGAGGUGGCGGCCAACAAAUACUCUAUACUACAACUGGACCAGAUGCUGGAAAGCAGCUUUCACAUUUGCCUGUAACAACGAAGCUGGAAUCGGAUAUGUAUCCAACAGACAAGCAUAUCGAUUUGAUUUACAAUGAUGGCAAUAAAACGGUUAUCUAUACGACUACAAGUGAUCAGAAGGGUCUAGAAAUUUACUCGGGUAGUGAUUUGAGUGGCCUGGUUGCCGAUGGACAGGUAGUGGUGCAGGGUGGAUUGCAGUAUGCUGGCGCAGGAGGCGCAGGCGGUCAGCCUGUUUACAUUGUGUCCGAUGGUAGUUUGCCGCCAGGCGUCGAGGGACAUUUGCAAAGCACCACAACUGGGGCCAACAACAAGUUAAAUGGUCAAACCACACCUCUGGACGUAUCCGGCCUAUCGCAAAAUGAAUUCCAAGGCCUAUUGCUUGGUUCACACCCAUCGGCUGGCGGCGGCAGCGGCAAUGCAUCCACAACACCAACGUCCAUCGCACAGCAUUCGGCCAUUGUGGCAGCCGCCACAGCCGCAGCCGCGGCAGCUGGUGGCGCCACUACAGCUGUGGUGGUUACCGCCGAACAGCAACGUCUGGCCCAGCAACAAGCUCAACAGACGAUCAGCAUCAAACGCGAACCGGAAGAUCUACGCAAGGAACCGAAAAGUGGCGUUAGCAGCACCAUCGUCGAUGCGACAAACCUCAUUACAAAUGGUGGCGCGGGCAGUGGUGCGGCACAUCAUCAGCAACAGCAACACGGCGACACGAAGGUUUUAGUUGUGCAGUCACCAACAUCACCAACGCACACAACCAUACAAAUUAAAGAGCCGCCUAUAAGUCCUGGAAGUCCAACAACAGAUACAAUGUACGCUGCCAGUGGCGGCACACAAAUUUACUUGCAGGGCGCUCACCAGUCCAAUGCACCUGGCUCUGUUGUCGGCGGCGGCGGCGGUGGCUCUAACAAUGUGCAUGUCAAUGCACAGACACCCAGUCCCGGCCCUUACAUCACACCCGACGGCUAUGGCAUGUACACAACGACACGCCUCACUUCGGGCGGUCCCACUUCCACAUUCAUCUCAGAGCCUUAUUACCGCGAAUUCUAUACGACUGCAACCACAGCAGACACACAGACUGGCUAUGGACAGGCGCCACGCAAUAUUGUGUAUGGUGGCGCUGAUGUUGAGCCACCACAACCGGGCACCACCUAUGAGGGACGCUUCACCACGGCUGCUGCACCAGUGACCAGUAUGCCAUCACAUACCACAGCCAAUACGGCGGGGAACAUCAAGAAUGGCACACCGGUGUAUGCGAAGGCCAUCACAGCUGCUGGCUUGACGGUGGAUUUGCCAAGCCCAGAUUCGGGUAUUGGCGCUGAUGCAAUUACACCACGCGAUCAGAAUAAUAUACAUCAGUCUUUCGACUACACAGAGCUUUCUGGCACACUGUUGGACAGCAAUGGCGGUAUACCAGUGUCGGUGAAUAGCAUACAACGUGGCGCUGUUAGUGUUCACGGUCAAAUUAGUCCGACCACAUCGCUGGGCGGCUCUACGCCGAAUGGUGCCACACGUUCGAGGCCGUGGCAUGAUUUUGGACGUCAAAAUGAUGCGGACAAAAUACAAAUACCAAAAAUCUUCUGCAAUGUCGGCUUCCGCUACCACCUGGAGAGUCCGAUCAGUUCGUCACAAAGACGCGAAGACGAUCGCAUCACAUACAUCAACAAAGGACAAUUCUAUGGCAUUACAUUGGAGUAUGUGCACGAUCCCGAUAAGCCCAUCAAGAACACAACUGUCAAGAGCGUUAUUAUGCUGAUAUUCCGCGAAGAGAAGAGUCCCGAUGAUGAAAUCAAAGCCUGGCAAUUCUGGCAUAGUCGGCAACAUUCGGUUAAACAACGUAUUUUAGAUGCAGGUAAGACAGACACGAAAAAUUCCGUUGGUCUAGUUGGCUGCAUCGAGGAGGUCUCCCACAAUGCCAUCGCCGUCUAUUGGAAUCCGCUAGAGAGCUCAGCUAAGAUCAACAUCGCCGUUCAAUGCCUGAGUACGGACUUUAGCAGUCAAAAGGGAGUUAAGGGUCUGCCAUUGCACGUUCAAAUCGACACAUUCGAGGAUCCGCGCGAUGUUCAAGUCUUCCAUCGAGGCUACUGCCAAAUUAAGGUCUUCUGCGAUAAGGGUGCUGAGCGUAAGACACGCGAUGAGGAGAGACGCGCUGCUAAACGUAAAAUGACCGCUACAGGUCGCAAGAAGCUCGAUGAAUUAUAUCAUCCGGUUACCGAUCGUUCGGAGUUUUAUACAAUGCAGGAUUUACAAAAGCCACCGGUACUUUUUUCACCCGCCGAUGAUAUGGAAAAGCAGAGCUUCUAUGGCCAUGAGACUGAUUCCUUGACCGGCGCACCAGAUCUCAAAGGCACAUCACCAUUCUUGCUGCAUGGCCAAAAAGUGGCGGCGCCAACACUCAAAUUCCACAAUCAUUUUCCGCCCGACGUGCAGACCGACAAGAAGGAUCACCUGCUGGAUCAAGGUCUGGUACCCAGUGCCAUGGGCGAUUUUGUGCCACCACUGAAACGCGGACGCAUGACACCGCCCACCAGCGAACGCGUUAUGCUAUUCGUGCGACAGGAGAACGAAGAUAUUUACACGCCGCUGCAUGUGGUGCCGCCCACCACAAUUGGCCUGUUGAAUGCGAUUGAAAGUAAAUACAAAAUCUCAACAGCGAGUAUAAAUAAUAUUUAUCGUACAAAUAAAAAAGGGAUUACUGCGAAAAUUGAUGAUGAUAUGAUUUCGUACUAUUGCAAUGAAGACAUAUUUCUGCUGGAAGUGCAGCAGAUCGAAGACGAUUUGUAUGACAUAACAUUAACGGAGUUGCCCAAUCAUUGAGCAGAAGGACCAUAUACAUAUAUAUAAAAAGAUGUAACUCAUGAACAAAGCAAUAAAGUAGCAAUUAGCAAAAAAAAAAAUUAAAGCACCAGUGGCAGCUAAAAGAGAGAAUACAACUGGAGAAGGAGGCCAAAAGCCCAACAACACAUAGUGAAGUUGUAUUAGUUUGGUAAAUUGAAGUGUAAGCUGUUUUCUUUUUAUUAUAACUAUGACGUAAAACCAACAACAACAACAACAACAACAACAGCAACUACAGCAAUGCACAAAACAAUGGACACAAUAUUAAUUAUGUUACGUAAAUAGAUAAGGAAUUUAAAAUGUUUCAAAUGAAACAACAAAUACAAAUACAAAAUACUCUUAUGAGCAGUUAAACAAUAA